GGCAGCGGUGGGAUUCACUGCCGAAAAAUACCGAAAAGGGAAAAAACGCUCCCUAACGGACUCAGCGCACAGAAGAAAACCGCCGAAGAGAAACAUUAAAGCCAGGGCGACAAUUCACCCGAGGCGCAACAAAGCCGACCUGCUGAUUCUCCGAGACAAGGAAGGAAGAUAGCAUCGGACAACAGCGAUAGCAGUGUUAUCUAAGACGACACCGACCUACCGCAACGUGACGCACCAGCCACAAGCAGCUGAGCGACGGACAACAUGCGGCGAUACAUCGCGGUAAUAUUUAUAAUCUGGGUGACGCUAAGUUCCGCAGAAGACCCGGACAUGAAGGCACCGUAUGAAAUAGAAAAAUUUACGCACCAUCCAGGGAUAUAUUUUGAAAAGCUAGGAGGAUUACAUCAGGUUGAAUCCUUCUGGAAAGUGGUCAUCAAGAUAGACGUGACGACACUAUCAAAACGACUCGCACAGGUAGAAAAAUACGUACGCAAAACGGAUAAUCUAUGCAAAAUGAUAGCAGUCAUAGGGAAAGAAACAUGCGAAAAUUUACACAGCGUUAUUGAAAAAGGGUGUGAAAGAACUAAUAAAUUAAUAGAACGCAUAAACUCAACAUACAAUACAAGAAUACACAAAAGAGGAUUAAUCGACGGGAUAGGAUCAGUCGCAAAAUCAUUGUUCGGUACGAUGGACGCAAACGAUGAAAAAUUAAUUAACGAACAACUAACGGUAUUACACGACUCACAGGAAUUAAACAAACACGCAAUAAAAAACCAAAUAAAAAUAAUGCAAGCCACUAUCGCUCACAUUGAUAACAGUGAAAGAACUAUCCGACAAAACGAAAAUACUCUCGCGGACGCGACAGACAAACUAAGAACAAAAUUAUUAGAAGACGAACGCCAAAGUAACUUACACGAAAAUUUUAUAAUAAUUAACGCGGUACUGUCUGAUCUAACACGCGACGCGGAAGACGUACUAGAAUAUUUAACGUUUUUAAAAGAAGGAAUUCUGCAUCCUCGGUUAACACCUAUAUCAAUAAUAAUAGAAUCACUUAAAGACGCUAGCUCGCAAUUGCCCGAAGGACUCUACUUCCCAUUCAGAAUAAAAGAGAAUGAAUGGUCGACAAUAGAGAAAUUUGCGACAGUAGGCGCAUACUGCGAUCAAAUAAAUAUAUAUACUAUUUUACGAUUCCCUCUAAUUUCGAUGCCAAAAUACGAAAUACUAAGUGUAAUUCCGCUACCUAUCCCAAGUCAGAACAACAUUUUUUCGUUCGUAGAAAUUAACAAUCCCCUGAUUGCAAUAGACACAGAACAGCGUACUUACAUAACCCUCGCAAAGAACGACCUGCGGAAAUGCAUAGAGAUAAAUACCGAAUACCUAUGCACGGAAAAUCACCCCGUAUAUCGAAUAAACCCAGACUCUAUCUGCGAGAUAAAAAUGUAUCUAGAAACGAAAGAUCAUUAUAAAAAUUGUAACAUAAAAAAUGCGACGUCGAACCACAGUCUUUGGAUAGCGUUAAGUAAUUCACACUCGUGGCUAUACUCGUCACCACGAAAGCAAGUAAUUACUCUACAUUGUAAAGACCAUGGAAAAAUAAAGGAAACAAUUGAAAAAGUAGGUAAAAUUACAUUAAAAAAUAACUGUAAGUUAGUGACAGAAAAUACAAUUAUAAGAUCACCCAAGAUGUCACAUGAGACAAGAGUAGAAUCAUAUCUCCCUCAGUAUAAUAUUUCACUACUACAGAAGCCUGGUUUAGAAAACGAUACAGGUCUCAAAGAAAUAAAAUUAAAAAAUAUUAUACCAAAUCCGACGGAAUUAAAAAAUUCCAAGGAUAAAUUAGAGGAGAUAGACAACGAACUAGAUAAAAAUUCAAGUUCGAUUUUUCAGUCGCCACACUUUAUUUUUCCAAUGGCGACAAGCGGAACAACAAUUGUAAUAAUAAUAAUAGCCGUAGUAAUAGGAUUUAUUAUAAUAAAAAAGAAAAAACGGAAUAACAAUAAGCGGGUGACAUUAGAUAUAGAUACAGAAUAUACGAUACCGAGAUCUAUCCUAAAACGAAGCAACAGCACACGUUUCUAACACAAAAAACAUAUAUAUAUAUAUAUAUAUAUGUAUAUAUAUG
Molecule: messenger RNA, 2122 nt
Organism: Monomorium pharaonis (pharaoh ant)
Lineage: Eukaryota; Metazoa; Arthropoda; Insecta; Hymenoptera; Formicidae
Exons: 2
Coding region: 265-2079 (604 amino acids)
Source: RefSeq, a predicted model, not a curated record